Megachile rotundata (alfalfa leafcutting bee) is the source of this 504-nucleotide messenger RNA. RefSeq names its product U6 snRNA-associated Sm-like protein LSm6. Lineage: Eukaryota; Metazoa; Arthropoda; Insecta; Hymenoptera; Megachilidae. Gene Ontology annotation, molecular function: RNA binding. The record is from RefSeq and is a predicted model, not a curated record. Gene Ontology annotation, cellular component: U6 snRNP; sno(s)RNA-containing ribonucleoprotein complex; U4/U6 x U5 tri-snRNP complex. Gene Ontology annotation, biological process: mRNA splicing, via spliceosome; maturation of SSU-rRNA.
AUGUAUCAAUGUAAUUUAAUGUUUUCAAUGUAAUUUAUCUGAUAAACAUACAUGUCAUUUUUAACAUAUUCAUGCAAUUCACUGUUAAUACACUUGCAGUACUGAAAUCUGCCAACAGUAAAAAGUUAUAGCCGCUUUCAAUUACUGUUUGUAAACAGAUAAAAUCGUAUAAUUUUAAAACGUGUGCAGUGUAUCAAAUUUUACAAAUAAAGUAUUGUAGACGAGAUUAAAAUUUGUAAGAUGAGUCGUAAAGAGGCAUUAUCUCAGUUUAUUCAACAAAUUCAUGGACGUCCUGUUGUUGUAAAACUAAAUAGUGGCGUAGAUUAUAGAGGUGUUUUAGCUUGUCUUGAUGGUUACAUGAACAUAGCACUUGAACAAACAGAAGAAUAUGUAAAUGGUCAAUUAAAAGAUAAAUAUGGUGAUGCUUUUAUUCGUGGAAAUAAUGUAUUAUAUAUCAGUACACAAAAGCGUAGAACUUAACUAAAAAUAAAUAUAUAAUUCGUA